Racocetra persica is the source of this 163-nucleotide messenger RNA. The record is from the annotation of a GenBank genome assembly. Lineage: Eukaryota; Fungi; Glomeromycota; Glomeromycetes; Diversisporales; Gigasporaceae.
AUCCUUCCACAGAGUAUAGCAUCGUCAUAAACGCAGAUAACAAAAAACCUUAUCUUCAACAUUCUAAUUGUGACCAUAAAAUUGAGAUCACUUCUGCUUUAUUAAACGACAUGACACAAUCGUAUGUAACAAGUGGUCAAACUUAUCAAAUGACUAAUAAUAG